Molecule: messenger RNA, 951 nt
Organism: Frankliniella occidentalis (western flower thrips)
Lineage: Eukaryota; Metazoa; Arthropoda; Insecta; Thysanoptera; Thripidae
Product: peroxiredoxin 1
Exons: 5
Coding region: 171-761 (196 amino acids)
Biological process (GO): cell redox homeostasis; removal of superoxide radicals; hydrogen peroxide catabolic process
Cellular component (GO): cytosol
Molecular function (GO): thioredoxin peroxidase activity
Source: RefSeq, a predicted model, not a curated record
GCCUUGAGGCUUGGAGGGGGUAUAGAUAGGCGGCUGGAAAGUGUCAGAGUUGCGUGUCGCGAUCAUCUCCUCACUCAUCACUCGCGAGCCCCAAGCAGUGCCAGUCCGCGCCCGCAGCUGCUCCGCAGGACUUCCUCUAACUCCCAACGUCAACCACUCCAACGUUCAAGAUGCCCGUUCCCGAUCUUCAGAAGCCCGCACCAGCCUUUGCCGGCACCGCUGUGGUUGAUGGCCAGUUCAAGGAGAUCAAUCUGAGCCAGUACGCUGGCAAAUACGUUGUUCUUUUCUUCUACCCCUUGGACUUCACAUUUGUGUGCCCAACUGAGAUCAUUGCCUUCUCAGACCGAGUUGAGGAGUUCAAGCGCAUUGGUUGUGAAGUCAUUGCUGCAUCAUGUGACAGCCACUUUUCCCACUUGGCGUGGGUCAACACUCCUCGCAAGGAGGGUGGCUUAGGAAGUAUGGCCAUCCCCCUGCUGGCUGACAAGUCUGGCAAGAUCGCCCGUUCAUACGGUGUUUACAAUGAGGAGACUGGCAUUCCAUUCAGAGGCCUGUUCAUCAUUGACAAGAAGGGCAACCUUCGUCAGGUCACUGUUAAUGACCUCCCCGUUGGUAGAUCAGUUGACGAGACUCUCCGCCUUGUGCAGGCCUUCCAGUACACCGAUGAGCACGGAGAAGUGUGCCCUGCUGGAUGGAAGCCUGGUCAGAAGACCAUGAAGCCAGACCCUGUUGGCUCCAAAGACUACUUCAAAUCAGCAAACUGAGCUUCAUUGCAGCUGCGGGCAGCUAACUAUGGAUUACUCAUGUAUACAACUCCACCACAUUGUCAUGGUAGAACUUACACCCCUAGUGUUACCAGCAUUUAUUGAACCAGUGAUGUUUACUGUAACUUAACUUAUUUGUACUAUUAUUUUUUACACAAGGCCCCAAUAAAUCAGUUCACAACCCCCUUAA